AUGGACAUAGUUCUGCACCUCUGCAGGUGGAAAUACUUUGACUUCAACAGAUUGCGGGGUGGCGUAUUUGUUAAAUAUGAUGUGAGUUUUUCCGUCCCGCUUUCACAUCAACUAUAUAACAAUACCAUUGGUCUACUCAUAACUGUUGUCGGAACGAGAACUGAGCAAAAGUUGGAAGAUUCGGAAAAGAUGAAAUUGCGAAACUGUGCCCAAAAUUCUACUUCAGUUGAGGAACAUGCCCGUUGUUUUGCUCCUUAUUUCCAAAUGGAGCUGGAAGAGGAAGAACGAAAAAGUGGUUCAUCAAAUCGUUUUCACUACCGGUUCAGGCGUGACAUUUACCGUGACAGCCACACUCUGGUUGGUCAGUUUCUUCACUGGGCAAAGAAGUUACUAGUUAAGAUUAAAAGCAGGGGUAAAAAACUCAAAAUUUACGCCAAUCUUCCAUCCCCCUUUCAGCACAGUCGAUCCGACAAUGAAUUUGAAACGGAUUCGACUAUCCAAAAGCCAACUGCGAAAAUUCAAAAAAUGAUUGACACUUAUCGCAACUGUUCUCUUCAAGCCAUGACCAAUUACAGCUCGAACGUUGACUUAAGGCAAUUUGCGGCACCUGAUUGGAUGAAGAACAUGAUGAUCGAUAUCAGAGUACUGAUGGAACACAUUGACAGUGUUGGUGAUUUGGCAGACAUGUUUAGGGUGCUGUCGCCAAGACUUUUUCCUGUGGAACCGGAGAAGAACGCGGAGCGUAUCCUUUCUCCAAAUAUUUUGAGCUUGUACGAUGACAAUGACGAAUUUUUGUCUUUCACAAACUUACUGUCGCCGAUGACCGAAUUGGAUAGGGUAGCGAUGAUCGAGCUAGUCAAAGAAUUGCUCGACGUUAACGAUCUUGUGAAUGACACGCUGCAUCUCACGCGGGGUGAAACCACGAUGAGUAUCGAGGAAAAACUGCUGGUAGAGAACGUUGAGAGGUUAGGCCGACUGACACUGGCAUUUGAACGUCUGACUGCUUCGUAUUCCGAGGAGCAAGCCGAUGCGCUGUGGAACAACGGUUAUACGUUCUUAACGGCUGAUCAGCUGCACAUCAUAUACUCAGGGAACGAAACCAAGUUGGGGCUGGAUUUGCAAAACUACAAUCACACAACCGAUCAUCAGCGAGAAAUUGCCCUGAAAAAGUAUUUCAUUGCGAUUGCAGACGGGAAGGUCAGAUUGAAUGGUGAUAACAGCGAAAACGUCGACGAAUUCAGGCAAGAGGAGGAAGUCGUCGAAGGCACGGUAUCCAUACACCCAAAUAUUUUAUCUCCGCUCAUUGGAUCACCGACUGUUCUUGGUAACGUCGCCCUUUCGCCAUUCAUUUUCAGCCCUGUUAUUUUUUCACCAAGCACCACAACUAUUUUUACUACGAGUCCGAUGAUCGGUGCCCCGGUUCUUAUGUCGCCAGUGCUGGUGCAUCCGGACUUUUUGUCUCCAAAGGUCAUGAGUCCGUUUAUUCUUACACCAGUCGUCGUGACGCCAAUUAUUUUCGGACCUCUUGUCAUUAAUCCGUCUGUCAUGGUUCCCUUCGCUGUGGCUGCUCUAAUUUUCAACGCUGGUUUUCUUAGUCCUUUUGUUCUCAAUCCCAAUGUCCUCACACCUUCUAUCUUGUCACCACAGGCGUAUUGGGCCAGCGUUUUGUCACCUGGAGUAUUAUCGCCGGUCAUCGAUUCUCCGUGCAAGGUAUGCACCGUUAUUGGUUCUCCUUGCAUUCUCUGUUAG
Soboliphyme baturini is the source of this 1749-nucleotide messenger RNA. Lineage: Eukaryota; Metazoa; Nematoda; Enoplea; Dioctophymatida; Soboliphymatidae. The record is from the annotation of a GenBank genome assembly.